ACUCCUCCCUCUUCGCGGACGUCGCGGUCAUCACGUUCUCGCAAGCUGACUGUGAGUGAUCCAAGUCGAUCGAGCCCGAAUCGCGAAAAUCAUGCUGCCGACCGCAAGAAUUGGAGCGUCCGGUCUGACCAGGUCGUCUGGACCUGUCAUUCAGCGAGCCGCAUCAUGGUGGUCCCAGGUGGAAAUGGGUCCUCCCGACGCCAUCCUUGGAGUGACCGAGGCAUUCAAGAAGGACACUAACCCCAAGAAGAUCAACCUCGGAGUUGGAGCUUAUCGUGACGAUAAUGGCAAACCAUUUGUCUUGCCUAGUGUUCUUAAGGCUGAGGAGCAAAUGAGGGCGAAGAAGUUGGACCACGAGUAUGGUCCCAUUGGAGGCACUGCUGAGUUUUGCAAACAUUCUAUCACUCUUGCCCUUGGAGACAGCAACGAGCAUGUUGCCAACGGACUGAACUCCACAGUUCAGGGAAUUUCAGGAACCGGUGCCCUGCGCAUCGGUGGUGCUUUCUUGCAAAAGUUUUUCCCUGGAAACAAGACCGUGUACCUGCCAACACCUUCCUGGGGUAACCACACUCCAAUCUUCAAACACUCUGGAUUAGAUGUUAAACAGUAUAGGUACUACGACCCGAAAACCUGCGGCUUUGACUUCCAGGGCGCUCUUCAAGACAUUGCGAAAAUCCCGGAAAAGUCGGUCAUCCUGCUUCAUGCGUGUGCACACAACCCGACUGGCGUUGACCCUAAGCCAGAACAGUGGGCUGAGAUCUCAAAGGUCGUCAAGGACAAGCAGUUGUUCCCCUUCUUUGACAUGGCCUACCAAGGAUUUGCCUCUGGUGAUGUUAGCAAGGACGCAGCGGCUGUUCGUCUCUUCCUGAAGGACGGCCACCAGAUUGCGUUGGCUCAGUCCUUCGCCAAGAACAUGGGUCUCUAUGGUGAGCGAGCUGGCGCUUUCUCCCUGAUCACCAGCAGCAAGGACGACGCUGACCGCACUCUAUCGCAGCUCAAAAUCAUCAUCAGGCCGAUGUACUCAAACCCCCCGGUUCAUGGUGCCAGAAUCGUGUCCGAAAUUCUUGGAGACGCCAACCUCAAGUCUAUUUGGUUGAAGGACGUGAAAGAAAUGGCCGAACGCAUCAUCUCAAUGCGUACAAUGCUGCGUGACAACCUUGCCAAGGAGGGCUCAAGCCGCAACUGGCAGCACAUCACCGACCAGAUCGGUAUGUUCUGCUUCACCGGCAUGAACCCCGCUCAGGUGGAGCAGCUGACCUCGAAGUACAGUGUGUACCUGACAAAAGACGGCCGCAUUUCCAUCGCCGGAGUCACCUCGCAGAACGUGGGCUACCUUGCGCACGCCAUGCACCAGGUCACCAAGUAAGAAGUAAGCUCCCACCAUUUUCUCCUGGGAAAAAACAGCAUCUUAUCGCCACACGUCGAUUUCAAGCCUGACGUCUUUUGCAAAACGCAAAUUUUAGAAAAAGUAUUUUUCCAAAUUUUUAUUUCCAAAGAUUAUGUUUUGAUAGAAAAAACCCGUACAUGCCGCAGGUGGCAAAACAUUAAGUUAUAUAGUAAAUAAAUCAUUGUUGAUUUUCUUGUUUUAAUAUGUUCAUCGAAUAGGGAUAGGAGAAAUGUAUCCAUCUGGCUUAUUGUUAGAUCAAACUGCGCGCUUUUAAUUUGAUUAAUUUAUGUCACCAGUCGCUUUGCCAACUGAGAAUUCAGUGUAAUAAAAAACACCGUUCAUCUCAAA
Molecule: messenger RNA, 1735 nt
Organism: Cloeon dipterum
Lineage: Eukaryota; Metazoa; Arthropoda; Insecta; Ephemeroptera; Baetidae
Gene: Got2
Product: glutamate oxaloacetate transaminase 2
Exons: 8
Coding region: 92-1366 (424 amino acids)
Biological process (GO): biosynthetic process; L-aspartate catabolic process
Cellular component (GO): mitochondrion
Molecular function (GO): pyridoxal phosphate binding; L-aspartate:2-oxoglutarate transaminase activity
Source: RefSeq, a predicted model, not a curated record